AUGACAGCGGAGGAGCUUCGCCAUUUCUUCACGCAGUACGGGGAGGUUGUAGAUGUGUUUGUCCCAAAGCCAUUUAGAGCGUUUGCCUUUGUGACCUUUGCCGAUGACCAGGUUGCGGAGUCUUUGUGUGGAGAAGAUGUGAUUAUCAAAGGAUUCAGUGUUCACGUAUCGGCAGCUAAACACAAUAGAAAGAGCCCUUUGGAGAGCGGUGGCAGAGUCCCAGGACCCAUCUUUGGGAAUUGUGGAUAUCCUAAUAACAGGCCAAACAAUGGAGGCCUUGCGCACAACCAGCCUAAUAACAUGGGGGAUGGUGGUGGCAUGAACUUUGGGCCAUUCAGCAUUUACCCUACAAUGAUGGCUGCUGCUCCGGCAGCCGUACAGAGCAGCUCGGGGAUGAUGGGUAUGCUUGCUAGUCAGCAGAAUCAGCUUGGUCCACAGGGUAUCAAUCAGUGGCAAGGAAAUCAGCCAAGAGACCGGCCACAGAGUUUUGGCUCAGGUAGUAAUUCUUAUGGCUCGAACUCUGCUAUAGGCUGGGGUUCUCCUAAUGCUGGCUACUGGGUUCAUUGGGGGCUUUAG
This is a messenger RNA of Bufo gargarizans (Asiatic toad), 576 nucleotides long. RefSeq names its product TAR DNA-binding protein 43-like. Gene Ontology annotation, molecular function: RNA binding. Lineage: Eukaryota; Metazoa; Chordata; Amphibia; Anura; Bufonidae. Bases 1 to 576 code for a protein of 191 amino acids. Gene Ontology annotation, cellular component: nucleoplasm. The transcript has 2 exons. Gene Ontology annotation, biological process: regulation of gene expression. The record is from RefSeq and is a predicted model, not a curated record.